Messenger RNA from Oreochromis aureus, 2540 nucleotides. It is a transcript of the gene nrg2b, whose product is annotated as neuregulin 2b. The transcript is spliced from 11 exons. Gene Ontology annotation, molecular function: signaling receptor binding. The coding region runs from base 1 to 2115 and encodes 704 amino acids. Gene Ontology annotation, biological process: intracellular signal transduction; nervous system development; animal organ development. The record is from RefSeq and is a predicted model, not a curated record. Lineage: Eukaryota; Metazoa; Chordata; Actinopteri; Cichliformes; Cichlidae.
AUGAGGCUUGAUCCAGUGCAUUUCUCCAUGCUGGUCAUCGGGGUCUCCUUCGCCUGUUACGCCCCGAGUCUCAACUCCCUCCAGGACCAGGCGUACAGAUCAGCCGUGGUCAUCGAGGGCGAGGUGCGCUCCUCCCCGGAGAACGUCUCCUCCCGGGAGCCCUACAGCGUGAAUGUCAAGGUGCUGGAUGUGUGGCCCGUCAACAGCGGCGGCCUCGAGAGGGAGCAGCUCGUGACCGUCGGGGACUUCGGUUCCGAGGCCCCGUGCACCACGGUGGAGAAGGACCACAGAUAUAUCUUUUUCAUGGACCCCACCGCCGAGCCCUUGGUAUUCAAGGCAUCGUACGCCCCCGUGGACGCCAGCGAGCCGGAGUCGAAGAAGGAUGUUGAGAGAGUGUUGUGCGAGGACUGCGCCUCUGCUCCUAAGUUGCGGAUGAUUAGCAGCCAAUCUCUGAUGGAAGGGAAGAAGCUGUACUUGAAGUGUGAAGCGUCGGGGAAUCCCAGCCCUUCCUUCCGCUGGUACAAAGAUGGACACGAGCUUCAGAAAGGCAGAGACCUCAAAAUAAAAACCAACAAAAAAAACUCAAAGGUGCAGAUCAGUCGUGUCCGUGUGGAAGAUUCUGGCAACUACACUUGUGUGGCUGAAAACUCAGUAGGACAAGAAAACGCCACGAGUAUAAUCAGCGUGCAGAUCUUGACCACCACAACCCUGUCUCCAGGUGUGAGUCAUGCACGGCACUGCAAUGACUCUGAGAAGUCCUACUGCGUCAACGGAGGAGACUGUUACUUCAUACAUGGUAUUAACCAGCUGUCCUGCAAGUGUCCCAAUGACUAUACGGGGGACCGCUGUCAAAACUCCGUCAUGGCCAAUUUCUACAAGGCUGAGGAGCUCUACCAGAGGCGGGUGCUGACGAUCACAGGCAUCUGUGUGGCGUUGUUAGUGGUUGGCAUCGUUUGUGUGGUGGCCUACUGCAAAACAAAGAAGCAGAGGAAGAAGAUGCAGAGUCACCUACACCAAAACCAGAAUCAGUGUGUGGAGCAGCCAAACCGCAUGUUGGCUAAUGGGCCAAAUCAUCCUGGCCCUGGUCCUGAGGAGAUCCCCAUGGUUGACUACAUCUCCAAGAGCGUCCCUACGACCGAGUGCGUGAUCAGCCACGGAGCAGAGGGUGCAGGCAACUAUGCAGGCAGUCGAAUGUCGACCCGCUCCCACCACUCUACCACUGCCUCACAUGCCUCCAGACACGAGGAGCACACGUGGAGCAUGGAGCGAACAGAGAGUAUGAACUCAGACUGCCAGUCAGGUGGGCUCUCCAGCUCUGUGGGAACCAGUAAGUGCAGCAGCCCAGCAUGCAUGGCGAGGAGGGCCGCCCACUGGGGGUGUACGGAUGCGUCGGGACCGGGAAUGCAGUACGGGGACUCCUACGAUUCUUUAAGAGACUCACCUCACAGUGACAGGUAUGUGUCUGCACUGACCACGCCAGCACGCCUGUCUCCAGUGGAGUUCCACUACCCCCCGCUGCCACCCCAGGUCCCCACUUUUCAGAUCACCUCGCCCAACACAAGCCACGCCCUCUCUCUUCCUCCUGCUGCUGCCGCCUACCACAGAGACGAUGACCAACCGCUGUUACGGUGCCCCGAUGAUGGAAGUUUAUACAGGCAGCCCCGACGUCCACGACGACCCUACCUGACGGAGAGCACAGGAAGUCUACCGUCCAGCCCCUACCGGCUCCCUGAUGAUGAGGCUUAUGAGACGACGCAGGAGUACGCCUCUUCACGGGAACCCAUCAGAAGCCGGCGUCGCCCACGACGCAACCGACUCAACGGACAUAUCUCCCAGCGCUCGGCGGGUUUACGGGACUACAGCUCACAGAGCUUCAGCCAGUCAGAAGAGGAGGAGGAGGACGAGGAGGAAGAGGAUGCUCAUGGGGAGAGCACGCCUUUCCUCAGUAUGCAGAACAUGAACAUGGACCCGCCUCUAAAUGUCCCGGGUUUCCGUUCGUCAUCCGGUGCAGACACACGGACUCACCGCGGGCUGAGUCGGCCAGGGACGCGCAGCAACGGGCAGAGCCGCGGCUCCCAGUCGCAGCGCUCCAAGGCUGACAACAUGCCCCUUUAAGACUUAACCUCCCUCCGACGCCCACCAUUACACCCCCGCCACCUCCCGCCCUCUCCACCUCACACACUCCCCUUCCUCUUACACACAACCCGUGGACUAGAGACCUGCACCUAGGAGAAAUAUUUUUAUUUUGUAUAACAGACAGAUAUUCUAAACAAAUGAAAUAUUUAUUUUCAUUUCAGCAAAAAUUGUCUACUAGCUAACAGCAAAGACUUUUUUUAUAACGGGGGGAGGGGAUAUUUAUAUGUAAAGUUUUUUGAUUUACAGCAUUAUGAGAGAUGAAAAAAAUAAGAGAAUUACGUGCCAAUUUUUUCACAAGUUAGAUAAAUAGAAUAAUAUUGUGGUGCCUUUUGCUGUAUGCUGAAGUCGGAGGUCCCAUUGAGUUUUUGUAGCCUUUCUUAUAAAGACUCCUCGUUUUUAUAGAG